Molecule: messenger RNA, 1995 nt
Organism: Chanos chanos (milkfish)
Lineage: Eukaryota; Metazoa; Chordata; Actinopteri; Gonorynchiformes; Chanidae
Gene: b3galnt2
Product: beta-1,3-N-acetylgalactosaminyltransferase 2
Exons: 12
Coding region: 1-1482 (493 amino acids)
Biological process (GO): protein O-linked glycosylation
Cellular component (GO): Golgi membrane
Molecular function (GO): UDP-glycosyltransferase activity; hexosyltransferase activity
Source: RefSeq, a predicted model, not a curated record
AUGCGAAGCUUAGCAUUGUUCUUGCUUCCGUGUGUUGUCGCGGUCGUAGUGCAUUUUUGGUUAAUCACGGACAAAACUGCUUUCUUGUUGGAUUUCAAGGCUGCAGACAAGCAGCACUCUGUAAGUGAGGUGCUGGUUGGAGUCUUGUCUGCCAGACACCAUCAUGAACUUCGACAAGCAAUAAGGGACACAUGGUUGGGAUACCUCAAAGAACACCCUCAAUUCCAAAACCGGGUGGUGGUGAAAUUUAUCAUCGGCAAGCAUGGCUGCACAGUGCCGGAGUGGGACAGAGAGGAUCCCUACUCAUGCAGCCUCCUCAACAUUUCUGAACCAGUGGCAGGCCAGGAGAUGGCCAUACUGAAUGUCCCAGAUCCCUCAGUCCUGGUCCCCUCAGAGGUAUCGGCUGUUAGUCUGGACUUUAAAGUCCUCCACCCGGUCGUCAUCACACGGCUCGGUGUUUUUCCCAGCGGCCAACGGCAGGAUUUCCGUGGCAACGUGACAGCAAAGCUCUUUCAGGUGGAUCAGGAGGAAGCCGUGGUGACUGCACGGUUCAGCACUCUCAGUCCUGGAACCAGUGUUCAGGGGUUGUGGUACAAACCAGUGGAACAGUUCAUUUUACCCAAGGGAUUUGAGGGAACAUUGCUGUGGGAGAGUCAGGACUUGGCAGGCCUGACCACGGUCAAUGUGUCCAGAGUUCAGCUGGAUGAUGGAGGAGGGGUACUCAAGCUUGGCUCCGUUGAAGAAGGCACGUUACCUCACAGAAGUGCUCUCGGCUUUCCAGGACUAGCUGGAGGAUUCACUUUCACAGUCUAUGAUGUGGAUGCUCUGGGGGAGAUGUUACGUGGACGUGCAGGCAGACUGGAACGUCACUUGUCAAAGCUGAAAGAAGAGGACUCUGCCCUGCAGGAGGAAAGCCUCAGACAUGGGGACAUGGUGUUUGUAGAUGUGGUAGACACAUACAGGAAUGUGCCUUCCAAACUGUUACAGUUCUAUAAGUGGUCAGUGGGAAAUGCUGACUUCAAUCUGCUGCUGAAGACAGAUGAUGAUUGUUAUAUCGAUGUGGAUGCUGUAUUAAUGAAGAUAGACCACAGGAGUCUGACACGGAACAGUCUCUGGUGGGGAAAUUUCCGUCAGAAUUGGGCCGUGGACCGUAUUGGAAAGUGGCAGGAACUGGAAUAUGCCAGCCCGGCAUACCCGGCCUUCGCCUGUGGCUCUGGCUACGUGGUCUCUAGGGAUCUUGUGGAAUGGUUAGCCAGCAAUGCGGACAAGCUCAAGGCUUACCAGGGUGAAGAUGUGAGCAUGGGUAUUUGGAUGGCAGCUGUGGGACCCCGUAAAUAUCAGGACCCGGGCUGGCUGUGUGAGAAAGAAUGUUACGUGGACAUGCUGUCGUCUCCCCAGCACACUGCAGAAGAGCUGCGCUCCCUCUGGGACAGGAAGAGGGUUUGUGGGGACCCCUGUGGAUGUCCCUGGGGACACCAUUGAGGUCCUGGGGGCUGCAGAGAUUGGGAACGUGCCAUAUGGCUCUCAUGACAGACACUGUGGGACGUUAGCCAAGAUUACACAGAUUAUAUGGUACUGUAUAAAGUCAGCGCUAAAAACAGGGGUGAAGAUGUAUAUAGAGCAUCUGUAAAAGAAUUGAGAAAAGCUCAGAGAAUGUUUUAAUACUGAUGUCAGUCUGCUAGACUGCGUUAGAGUCGGUGCUCAAGUCUGAAGUCGAGAUAUCGAGUGAAACAUUCACACAUUUGCACAAAACGAACACAUUUCAAUGUGAAACACUGACUGUGUUUUUUGACUUGUCUUUUUAGCUAUUCUAUUCCUGUGCCAUCUCCCUGCACUACAGCUUUCUUUACCUAUCCCAUUGGUUUCCAGCAAAUAACAGGGUUUGUAAAGUGAUAGAACAACUUUCCUAUAGUUCCUUAAGUGAUGUUGCCUUUUGUGUUUUGUCGAAUGCUAACUUUACACGGCCGAGAGCUAAAAUCCUGCAUCUUUAGCUUU